AGCUCAGGAAGAUGCACCAGAGCCAGUGAUGGAGAGGAUGCUGAAGGAUGAGAUCGUCAGACUAACUAACAUCAAGGCUUCUGCCAAAAUCAGGUGGAUGGACUGCCUGUUGUGUGCAGGUGGAGAGCUGAAGGUGGCGCUACUUCUGCAAAAUAACACCAUCGAGACCUACAGCCUGAAGACCUCCGACAAGACCCCCGUCGCCAAUAAGAUGGCUCGUCUCACGCUCGGGGGCCACCGCACCGACAUCCGCACGCUGGCCUUCAGCUCCGACAACUUGGCUGUCCUCUCCGCCUCGGGGGACACAGUCAAAGUCUGGAACAGGUCCACUCUGCAGGUGAUCCGCACCAUGGCCUGUGAGUACGCCCUCUGCUCCCUUUUUGUCCCCGGAGACAGACAGAUAAUCCUGGGAACUAAGAGUGGAAAGCUUCAGAUCUUUGAGCUGGCCUCAGGGAGCCUUCUGGAGACUGUAGAGGCUCAUGAUGGAGCCCUGUGGUCCCUGUGCCUGGCCCCAGAUCAGAGAGGCAUCGUCACUGGAAGUGCAGACAAGACUGUAAAAUUCUGGGAGUUUGAGCUUAUGAAGGACACAGGAACAAAUCAGAA
Messenger RNA from Austrofundulus limnaeus, 603 nucleotides. RefSeq names its product WD repeat-containing protein 3. Lineage: Eukaryota; Metazoa; Chordata; Actinopteri; Cyprinodontiformes; Rivulidae. Gene Ontology annotation, cellular component: Pwp2p-containing subcomplex of 90S preribosome; small-subunit processome. Gene Ontology annotation, biological process: maturation of SSU-rRNA. The record is from RefSeq and is a predicted model, not a curated record. Gene Ontology annotation, molecular function: protein binding; snoRNA binding.